Messenger RNA from Cucumis melo (muskmelon), 1758 nucleotides. Its product is annotated as chaperone protein dnaJ 49-like. The record is from RefSeq and is a predicted model, not a curated record. Gene Ontology annotation, cellular component: endoplasmic reticulum membrane. The transcript is spliced from 3 exons. Lineage: Eukaryota; Viridiplantae; Streptophyta; Magnoliopsida; Cucurbitales; Cucurbitaceae. Bases 270 to 1355 code for a protein of 361 amino acids. Gene Ontology annotation, molecular function: Hsp70 protein binding. Gene Ontology annotation, biological process: cellular response to misfolded protein.
GUGGUGAUAGAGUUGCAUUCGAUGGUAUCAGUUAAAAAUUGGCCUAUAAAACGCCACUUUACAUCAUCAGUCCCAAACGCGUCGUCCAUCGACUUAAAUACGGUUCUCAAUUUCCCAACUUUUCUCCUUCCAUGAAGCUCUACAAUCCCUAGAUUUCUCUAUUCGGAGCCAUCCAUAUCCAUGCGGUUUCAUUGACGACAUCUUACAGUUUCUCAAUCGUCUUCUUCACCACCAUCUGGAAUUGCGGUUAGGUCUUUGCGAUUUUUGUGAUGGAGGGUAAUAAAGAUGAUGCUUUGAAAUGUUUGAAAAUUGGGAAAGAAUCUUUGGAAGCUGGGAACCGUACCCGUGCCCUAAAAUUUGUGAAUAAAGCUCUUCGUCUUGAUCCGACGCUUUCCGUUGACGAUCUCUUAUCGGAAAUUCAGAACGUUUCCAGUGAAGAUUUAGGUGGGGAUGCUGGUGAAUCUGGGAAUAGGUCGUCUGAUACCUCUUCUUCCAAACCGUCCGAUCAGCCUUCGAUUCGCCGGAGAGUUCCUGCAUCCGGGUCUUCUGAAUCUUCGACAUCGGCAAUUUAUACAGAGGAGCAGAUUGAGAUUGUGAGGAAAAUUAAAAAGAAGAAGGAUUAUUAUGAGAUUUUGGGAUUGGAGAAGAGUUGUAGCACUGAGGAUGUUCGAAAGGCGUAUAGGAAGUUGUCUUUAAAGGUUCAUCCAGAUAAAAACAAUGCCCCUGGUGCUGAAGAAGCGUUUAAGGCUGUAUCGAAAGCGUUUCAGUGUCUAAGUAAUGAGGAGAGUCGGAAAAAAUACGAUGUUGUUGGGUCUGAUGAGCCAGUUUAUGAGAGACGGACUACAAGACAUGGUGCAAAUGGAUUUAAUGGGUUUUAUGAAGGUGAUGUUGAUGCAGAGGAGAUAUUUAGAAACUUUUUCUUCGGUGGAAUGGCCCCUACGACAACACAUUUCCGUACUUUCAAUUUUGGCACUGGAAUGGGAAACAGGACAGCUGAUCAGGGCUCGGGUGGUGGUUUUAGGACUCUGAUUCAAUUGCUUCCUGUGCUGUUAAUAUUGCUUUUGAACUUCUUGCCAUCCUCAGAACCUAUAUAUGCUCUUUCCCAUUCCUACCCUUAUGAAUUCCAGUUUACCACUCAAAAGGGUGUCAAUUUUUUUGUGAAAUCAACAAAUUUUGAGGAAAAGUAUCCACCUGGUAGCCCGGAUCGUAUAGCAAUUGAGCGGCACAUAGAGAGGGAUUAUUUUAACAUUCUUGCUCAGAAUUGUCGUGUUGAGAUGCAGCGUCGUCAAUGGGGAUUUAUAAGAGAAACUCCAUAUUGUGAUAUGUUACAGAAGUUUCAGACAGCUGCUUCGUGAAUGAACUAAAGAUGGCUUCUACUGUUAAGCUGUAACUACAAAGGCGAGAUUGCUUUGUCUGCCAUUAACUCAACCAAUCUGUACAAAAAAGUGAGCCUUUUAUUUCAAAUGUGUUGCUUCUGCAUCGGAAGUUACCAUCAAAUGUCAGUGUCUGGUAGCUCGCGGAGUAAGAUGGUUGAGUAAAAUACUUGGAGACCAUGCUUUAGAUAGUGUGAUAAAAUUUUACAGUAUUGAAUUAAUACUACUAACGUGUUGUGGCGUUAUAAUUUUUACUGUGUCAACUUUGACUUUUGGUAUAUCCAUGUCAUCUAUGUUAUUUAUUUUUCAGUUUAUUUGGAUGGAUAACAUCAAUUGUUGAAAGGAAAUUGUUGGAAUAAAACUGAAGAACUUCAUUGAGUAAUCA